CUGCCGAGAAGCAUUGGUUAAGAUCACACUGCUCUUUCUUAGGAGAAUGAAGCAAGAGGAGCUCGCUGACCGUCUGCAGAGCAAAACAUCUUUUAGGAACUUCCAAUCGAGUCAAAGUGAGCUUAAAUCAAAACUGAAGAAGAAGUUCCAGUGUGUUUUUGAGGGGAUCGCUAAAGCAGGAAAUCCAACCCUGCUGAAUCAGAUCUACACAGAGCUCUACAUCACAGAGGGAGGGUCCACAGAGGUCAAUGAUGAACACGAGGUUAGACAGAUUGAAACCGUAUCCAAGAAAUCAGAUAGUUCAGAAACAACAAUCAGACAAGAAGACAUCUUUAAAGGCUCACCUGAGAGACAUGAACCAAUCAGAACAGUGCUGACAAAGGGAGUGGCUGGGAUUGGGAAAACAGUCUUAACACAGAAGUUCACGCUGGACUGGGCUGAAGACAAAACCAACCAGGACAUCCAGUUCAUGUUUCCAUUCACUUUCAGAGAGCUGAAUGUGCUGAAAGAGAAAAAGUUCAGCUUGAUGGAUCUUAUUCACCACUUCUUUCCUGAAACCAAAGGAUCAGGAAUCUGCAGUUUCGAAGACUUCCAGGUUGUGUUCAUCUUUGAUGGUCUGGAUGAGUGUAGACUUCCUCUGGACUUCCAAAACAUUGAGACGCUGACUGAUGUUACAGAGUCCACCUCAAUGGAUGUGCUUCUGACCAACCUCAUCACACGGAAUCUAUUUCCCUCUGCUCGCCUAUGGGUAACCACACGCCCUGCAGCAGCCAGUCAGAUCCCUCCUCAAUAUGUUGACAUGGUGACAGAGGUUAGAGGGUUCACUGACCCUCAGAAAGAGGAGUACUUCAGGAAGAGAUUCAGAGAUAAGAAGCAGGUCUGUAGAAUCAUCUCCCACAUCAAGAGAACACGAAGCAUCCACAUCAUGUGCCACAUCCCAGUCUUCUGCUGGAUCACUGCUACAGUUCUGGAGGAUGUGCUGGAAACCAGAGAGGGAGGACAGCUGCCCAAGACCCUGACCGAGAUGUACAUCCACUUCCUGGUGGUUCAGGCCAAAGUAAAGAAGGUCAAGUAUGAUGGAGGAGCUGAAACAGAUCCACACUGGAGUCCAGAGAGCAGGGAGAUGACUGUGUCUCUGGGAAAAUUGGCUUUUGAACAGCUGCAGAAAGGAAACCUGAUCUUCUAUGAAUCAGACCUGAUGGAGAGUGGCAUCGAUAUCAGAGCAGCAUCAGUGUGUUCGGGAGUGUUCACACAGAUUUUUAAAGAGGAGAGAGGACUGUACCAGGACAAGGUUUUCUGCUUCAUCCAUUUGAGCAUUCAGGAAUUUCUGGCUGCUCUUCAUGUCCACCUGACUUUGAUCAACUCUGGUAUUAAUCUUCUGGAAGAGAAAGAGAUGACAUCCCAGAACUCUGAAACAAGAGAUCCUACACCCUUCUACCAGAAUGCUGUGAACAAAGCUUUACAGAGUACAAAUGGACACCUGGACUUGUUUCUCCGCUUCCUUCUGGGACUAUCACUACAAACCAAUCAGAGUCUCCUACAAGGCCUGCUUACACAGACAGGAAGUAGCUCACAGGCCAAUCAGGAAACAGUCAAGUUUAUCAAGGAGAAUAUCAAUGAGAAUCUGCCUGCAGAGAAAAGCAUCAAUCUGUUCCACUGUCUGAAUGAACUGAAUGAUCGUUCUCUAGUGGAUGAGAUCCAACAAUCCCUGAGUUCAGGAAGGCUGUCUACAGAGAAACUGUCUCCUGCUCAGUGGUCAGCUCUGGUCUUCAUCUUAUUGUCAUCAGAGGAAGAUCUAGAUGUGUUUGACCUGAAGAAAUACUCUGCUUCAGAGGAGGCUCUGCUGAGGCUGCUGCCAGUGAUCAAAGCCUCCAACAAAGCUCUACUGAGUGGCUGUAACCUCUCAGAGAGAAGCUGUGAAGCUCUGACUUCAGUUCUCCGCUGUCGGUCCUGUAGUCUGACAGAGCUGGACCUGAGUAAUAAUGACCUGCAGGAUUCUGGAGUGAAACUUCUCUCUGCUGGACUGGAGAGUUCGCAUUGUGCACUGGAAACUCUGAGUCUGUCAGGCUGUCUGAUCACAGAGCAAGGAUGUGUUUCUCUGGCUUCAGCUCUGAGCACCAAUCCCUCCCAUCUGAAAGAGCUGGAUCUGAGCUAUAAUGAUCCAGGAGACUCAGGAAUUAAAUUGUUGUUAAGUGGACUGAAGGAUCCAUGUUGGAAACUAGACACUUUAAGGGUGGAGCCGGCUGGAGUCCGAUGGUUGCGACCAGACGGUCUGAGGAAGUUAAACAAAUACCUCAAACUGUCCGACAACAACAGGAAGGUGACACAGGUGAAGGAGGUUCAGUCAUAUCCUGAUCAUCCAGACAGAUUUGAUUACUGGUAUCAGCUGCUGUGUACAGAUGGUCUGACUGGUCGCUGUUACUGGGAGGUCGAGUGGAGUGGAGGAAUCGAUAUAUCAGUGAGUUACAGAGGAAUUGAAAGGAAAGGCGACAGUAAAGACUGCGUGUUUGGAAGGAACGAUCAGUCCUGGAGACUGGAAUGCUAUAGCGAUGGUCGCCCUCGUUCUGUGUGGCACAAUAACAGAAGCAUGUCUUCCUUCUACUCCUCCUCCACCUCUUCUGCCUCUAACAGAGUAGCCGUGUACGUGGACUGUCCUGCUGGCGUUCUGUCCUUCUACAGAGUCUCCUCUGACACUCUGAUUCACCUCCACACCUUUAACACCACAUUCACUGAACCUAUUUAUCCUGGAUUUGGUUUCAAUCCUAAUGCAUCAGUGUCUUUGUGUUCUGUUUAG
This is a messenger RNA of Neolamprologus brichardi, 2794 nucleotides long. The record is from RefSeq and is a predicted model, not a curated record. NCBI's taxonomy places the organism in Eukaryota, Metazoa, Chordata, Actinopteri, Cichliformes, Cichlidae.